Messenger RNA from Brachypodium distachyon (stiff brome), 2457 nucleotides. Its product is annotated as beta-glucuronosyltransferase GlcAT14B. Lineage: Eukaryota; Viridiplantae; Streptophyta; Magnoliopsida; Poales; Poaceae. The transcript is spliced from 4 exons. Gene Ontology annotation, molecular function: glucuronosyltransferase activity. The record is from RefSeq and is a predicted model, not a curated record. Gene Ontology annotation, cellular component: membrane. Bases 642 to 2093 code for a protein of 483 amino acids.
UUCUUUCCAGUGCGCAUUAAUCUGCCCUCCAUCUCAUGAUUCCAAACUUCUUCCGGUAGGAGUAAUUAACCGCUCCCCCGCAAUACUCUCUAUCCAUCCAUCUCCAUAAUUUCCCCUCUAGAGAUAUAUACAUCGGUCUCCAGCGUCGGGAGUGAUCGAUCUAGCUAGCAUGGAGAGAGAAAUUGAGGCUAAAAUAUAAUCGAUCCCCGGCCGGCCUCCUCUUCUUCAGUUGGUGUUUGAUCCAUCAUCAUCGGACAUUGUCUAUCGGGGGAAGGUGCUUCCCGUCGUCAUUGAUUGCAUCUCCCGGCCACGUUCCAACUACUGAUCAAAGGGGGAGCGAUCGAUCUAAUCUCGCGACCAGAACCAAAACCAAAUUCGCCCCCGGCCCCUUGACAUUGGUCGUCGUCGUCUCCCCGGCCGUAUCCCGUCCGCCACCACCUACCGAUUAAUUCCUCGCAAGUUCCUUUUGUUUGCCCGAUCGCAAGCAAAAAGAUUUGUUCUUUGCACCCUCGCCCACGUCCCGGACUCCUGGACGCGGGCUCUGUAGUCUGUAGCGGUUGGCGCGCGCGGCAUCCUCCAGGCGGUUGAGAUAACAACGACGCGUGGGUGCGCGAGCGAGCUGCAUAAUCGAUCGCGCGAUCAUGGGGGCCAGCGGCCGCGGCGCCGCCGAGCAGCAGCCGACGGGCGCCAAGCCGUCCCCACGCAUAGGAGAGCAGCACUACCCGGCUUCGUCGACCAAGACGUCCCCGCGCGCCGGGACCGGCAUCGGCAUCGGCGUGGGCGUGCCGUCCAUGCUCCCCACGGCGCUGCUGGAGAGCAAGUGGGCGCUCUCGGCUGCCAUCACCGUCUUCCUCUUCCUCGCCGCCGCGCUCACCUUCACCUCCUCCCCCGCCAUCUCCGCCUCCUCCUUCCUCUCCUUCCUCCCGGCCUCGCAUCCCCAACAACACGACCAGCAGCAGCAGCCGGCUUCGUCUUCUCCGCCUCCGGCGGCGGCUGAUCCGGGCGCGGGCGUGCCGAGGCUGGCGUACCUGGUGUCGGGCUCCAAGGGCGACCUGGACAGGCUAUGGCGGACGCUGCACGCGCUCUACCACCCGCGGAACCUCUACGUGGUGCACCUGGACCGGGAAUCCCCCGUCGGGGAGCGCCUGGAGCUGGCGGCCCGGGUCGCCAACAGCACCGUGUUCCGCCGCGUCGGCAACGUCGAGGUCAUCCGCCGCGCCAACAUGGUCACCUACCGGGGCCCGACCAUGGUGGCCAACACGCUGCACGCCUGCGCCGUGCUCUUGCGCCGCAGCCGCGACUGGGACUGGUUCAUCAACCUCUCCGCCUCCGACUACCCGCUCAUGACCCAGGACGAUAUCCUUCACGUGUUCUCGACGCUGCCCAGGAACGUCAACUUCAUCGAGCACACCGGCAACCUCGGCUGGAAAGAGGGGCAGCGGGGGAGGCCAGUGAUCGUGGACCCGGGGCUCUACAGCUCCCAAAAACAAGACAUCUUCUACACGUCCCCGCACCGGGAGCUCCCGACGGCGUUCAAGCUCUACACGGGGUCGGCAUGGGUGGCGCUGACCCGUGACUUCGCCGAGUACGUGGUCUGGGGCUGGGACAACCUGCCCCGGACGCUCCUCAUGUACUACAGCAACUUCGUGUCGUCCCCGGAGGGCUACUUCCAGACGGUGGCCUGCAACGCGCCGCGGUUCGUGCCCACCGUGGCCAACCACGACCUGCACCACAUCCAGUGGGACGUGCCGCCCAGGCAGCACCCGCACCCGCUCGGCCUCGCCGACAUGGACCGGAUGCUGCGCAGCGACGCGCCUUUCGCGCGCAAGUUCGGGCGCGACGAUCCGGUCCUCGACGCCAUUGAUCGGCAGCUGCUGCGAGGGAGAGGGGGGAGUAAUGUUAAUGGGACUGCGUCGUCGUCGUCGUCGGGGAUGUUUGUGCCAGGAGGGUGGUGUGGGGAGAAUGGGGAUUGUGUGAACAGUGGGGGUGAUCAGGAUUGGGUGCUGAGGCCAGGGCCUGGGGCGGAGAGGCUGAAGAGGCUCAUGGACAGGAUCGUCAGGUCCGAAGCCUUCGCCAACAGCCAGUGCAAGUAAGCUGCUAGAGCUAGUGGAUACAAAGCAUGCGUGCAAGUGAAAGCUCGACAUCGUCAUGCGUCCUGCCUGCUGCAUCGCGUCGAUGUUGGUGUGUGCUCACUGGUUUCAAUUCCUUUCACGCCUGUACAAAACCAUGCAUCAGAUCAGAGCGUACAUAUAAACACAUAUGCUUAUAGAGAGAUAGAGGUCGAGCUUCGUGAUGUUAUACUCUGGUUAAUUAUUCGGUGUCAGGAACUGUUAAGUGCGCAGCUAAUUAAGGAGAUCGAGGAGGAGUUCAAUGUGUAAAACAGAUGGUGAUAUUUCGUUUUGUCCUUCCAAAAGUUGCAUUCCCUACUAAAUUACUAAUGAAACAUGCUGGAUCAGG